GUACACUUCACGUACAGUCAGAAUGCUUGUUUAUGCGUCAGUUGCAUCAAUGAAUGUUAAUUCUUUGACUUAAAAAAACGCUAUAAGGCCCUCACAAAAUUCCCAACUGUUUUCUUCUUUUUUUCUUUUCAUCGGAUAAACUUUAAACCAAAUGCGUUCCCUUUUAUACAAAAACGUUCAACAUAACAAGCUUGUCGUUGGUUUGUAAAAUAAAGUAUGAACACGUUCUAAAAAUGGGUUCAACAUCAACAAAAAUAAUUUGUCUGAUUGGAAUUGUGAUUUACACCCCCCCACCCCCACCCCCAAGUUCUCCGAUUUCCGAUUACCACAAAUGUAACGCGCAACUCCAUUUUCUCGAGGAGUCUGAUGUAGGCCGCUCCAUUUUAGCCCAGCACACAGUUACGGAGCGCGUCUCUGGCUUCGACUGGCCACCACAAGUUAUUAAAGUCAGUGUAGGGAUUUGUCUGACUCUUUUUUAACCACCCUAUUUAUUGUUUUUGUAAUAAUUAUUUAUUUUAGACGUAGAAUACGUUAGGAGGAGACAUUCGCACCAACGCUUGUAGUUAGCCGUCAAGCUAACCUAGCUGACUUCUAGCUUAUUUUUUUCUUCCCUUGACUGACUCCUCAUCCACAGAAUCUACAGUCGGAGAUUUUCAAAAUGAGUGCUGCCUCCUCCCAAAAAGUUAUCCUGAAAAGCACCACCAAAGUGUCUCUGAAUGAGCGCUUCACUAACAUGCUGAAGAACAAGCAACCCCCUGUGGUAAGCAUUCGAGCCACCAUGCAACAGCAGCAUUUGGCUAGUGCCCGCAACCGCCGGCUUGCCCAGCAGAUGGAGAACCGGCCCUCGGUGCAAGCUGCACUGAACCACAAGCAGCAGAGCCUGAAGCAGCGCCUGGGGAAGAGCAGCAUUCAAGCCAGGCUGGGUCGACCCAUGGGCACUCUGAUGCGCGGAGGACCAGGAGGCAGAGGUGGGAUUCGAGGAAUGAUGGCCAGAGGAGGCCUGAGAGGAGGAGGACGAGGAGGUUUAAUGGGAGGAGCCCUGUUUUCCCUCAGAGGGAGGCGGGGUUCUGCAGGAGGACCCAUGCGAGGCCGUAGCUCCGUCGGCCGAUUAGCAAUGCGCAGAGGAGGCCGGCAUCGUGGAGGAGUUUCUGGAAGAGGAGUUCGAGGAGGCAUCACCAGAGGGCGCGGCGGAAUCAGAGGACGGGGCGGGUUUCCAGGUCGAGGAGGACGGGGCCGUGGGCGGGGCAGAGGAGUGGGCAGGCCGGUUGUCACUCGUGAACAAUUGGACAACCAGCUGGACGCCUACAUGUCAAAGACCAAAGGCCACCUGGACGCAGAGCUGGACGCCUACAUGGCUCAGGCGGACCCCGACAGCAUGGAGUAACCGAGCCUGCACACCUGCCCGCUGCAGCUCACCUGUACUGUGUAGUGUAGACAGCAGAUGGCUGCCCAUCAGUCUGGAGAAUGUGGUCAGAGGCAGCAGCUGCUGCCCCCUGCAGACACCACAUCAUUCAGUGAACACAUCCACACACUUGGUAGACCUCUGCUGUUCCUUGUGCUGUCUUUAGUUUUUUUAUUUGGGCUUUUUUUUUAUAUAUAUAAAAUGCUGCCACCUUUUCAGCUGUGGUCCUUCCUUUACCAUCUGGUUAUCAGUUUGUUAAUUUCAGUGCAAAACAGUUAAAAGAACACAAGCAAUGUUUUAAACCAAAUACCUUUUCUCUCAAUUUGAUGAAAUGUGAGCAGAGGUCUGUGAAACAUUUGUGUUCUGGGCUAAAGUAAAAAUGUAUAUUUUAAAUCA
Molecule: messenger RNA, 1798 nt
Organism: Oryzias latipes (Japanese medaka)
Lineage: Eukaryota; Metazoa; Chordata; Actinopteri; Beloniformes; Adrianichthyidae
Gene: chtopa
Product: chromatin target of PRMT1a
Source: RefSeq, a predicted model, not a curated record